This is a messenger RNA of Penicillium verhagenii, 387 nucleotides long. RefSeq lists its product as uncharacterized. Bases 1 to 387 code for a protein of 128 amino acids. The record is from RefSeq and is a predicted model, not a curated record. NCBI's taxonomy places the organism in Eukaryota, Fungi, Ascomycota, Eurotiomycetes, Eurotiales, Aspergillaceae. The transcript has a single exon.
AUGCCUCCAUCUUUCACUGCCAUUCUGACGGCCAUUGGCGUCUCUGCCCUCUUCAUGGCUAACACAGCCAAUGCGAAUGGCUGCUACUCCGGUGGUGAGACAUUCAGCCAGGUAGCCUCCCACGACGACAUUUUCAACGCAAUGGAUAGCGUUUGCAAUGGGUUCGCGGGAACAUUCACUUCAGGCGAAGAGAAAGCCGCCUGCAGCACUUUUUCGGGAAAUCGUAUCAAUUGGGCUGUGAAGAACAAUGACGGGAGCUCUCAGACACUGGCUGCAUCUGAUUGCAUUGCUGCGAUGACGAUUGAGAUCAAUGCCUGCUCCCAUGGAAGUGAGCAGGACCAUGGUGACUUCCACUAUAUCGAUGACCCGAACGCGGGUUCUUGCUAG